UGAAUAUCUCGAUUGCAAGUUGAUUCCGCCGUAUUUCUUUGAAGAAAAUGAGAAUUCAACAGUUCUAGACUCACAUGAACAAUUUUUUUCCCCUAAUUGGAGUAUUAUGAUGGAUACUUUCCAAAUAAAAAAUGUUCCAGCUGCUUUAUAAACAUGGGUACUGGUCAGAUUCAUUACCCAGUGGUGUUACUACUGCUGCUUGGUGUAUGUUUGAUAAAAAGCUUGAGACUGCAGAUUGGAAUUCGCGUGGUAUUAAAAAUUAUUCUCUCUCGCAACGUAAAGUAGAUAAGGUGAGUUACAAAUUGAUUGUCGACGAAUGUCUCUUCCUUAUCUUGGAUUCUUUUCGUAGGAUAUUUGAUCGCGGAAAAGAAGGAAAACUCAUUAAGGGGUAUUUGUUAAUUGAUAGUGAUUAUAGAUUCUGUUUUGAGGUGUUUGCUUCUGUUUCAUUCGUUCUUAAUGUGGGUUCAGUUUCGAUGGCUUACGACAAAGAAAAAUUUGUUCAUGAGAUUCUCACUAAGCAUGGGUUCGAAGCUGAUUCAUGGUUUAGAGUUUGUAUGUUAGCUAAUCCAAUGGAUAUUUUAUGUUUUGAGCACAAGUUUUUUUUCAACCACACAGUGCCUACUGGGAUAUUUUGUUGUCAUUGUUUGAAGUUUACUGAUAAGGUAUUUGAUCGUCGAAAAGAGUUCGAAGCUAUUAACUGGAUUUCUUAUAUUCUUGUUGUUUAUGUAUUUUUUUUUGACAAAACUACUUCUGGGAUGUUGGUAUUCUCUGUGUGUUCAAUAUUAAGGGUUAAAUUUCAUGGAAAUUCAGUUUGUAAGCCAAUUCUUAAACAUGGGUAUGGAUUAAAUUUGUUGCUUAUGCAAAUGGUUGGAGUCGUGAAACAUGAAAGUGAUAUGCUGCCCAUACAUUCGAGGGAAUCAGUAGUUAAGUUAUGGAGUAUGGGGGAUGGUUGGAUUACUAUGUGGCUUUUCAUUAAGAUACCUGAAGCACCUGUAACUAUUGGUUGUGGUCGUUGGUUGUUCGAUAGAGGAAAAAUACAUGAACCCAUAUUAUGGAAUUUUCAUUGUAAGAGUUUUUGUGGUGCAGAGGAUAUUAUAUUCCAGCUUCAACUUGGCUUAUCUGCUGCUACAAGGGUCCUUUAUGAUGAACUGUUGAAGGAAAUUGUUGGUUGGCAUGAAUGUAGAGAUGUAUCACUAACUUUCUUACUGAAAUUUAAACCUCUAAUCAUGCUUCUUUUGCCUAUUCUCACAGUUGUCAGCAGGGUUGUUUAUCUUUUGAGAUGGGUCUGUCCAAGUACUUUACAUGGGUUCUACCAAACUAUUCAAGCUCAUGUUAGACAAAAUUGUACUAACAUGCUGUAGUCGAUUGUUAGGGGCUUGUACAGGGUAAGAAUACUUGGAAAAGACUACAUAUAUUAGAAAGGCUGACGGUGUUGUGCAGAUAAUUAUUUGCUGGAGUCUAACUAUAUUUUGAUACUUGAAUUCUCAGUUUUCUUGGUUGUCGUCACUCAGUUUUAUCUCUCAAAAAUCAGUUCAUCAAUGCAUUUUCUAUUAAUUACUUCUGAAGUUUAUGAAAGACUGACGAUUGAAGAGAGGGUUCUAAUGACAGUUCAGCAUUCCAGGAGGUAUUGUCUGCACGCUUUUUACUAUACCUGGUAUUUAACUUCUUGUUACAAUCAUGAGGUGGGUGUAUAUUAUUUUCUUUCAUCUGGCUACUUACUUCCUGGUUUUGGUUACUUGUGGGGUUCCCGGAGUAUGGUUAACAUUGGUUUCACCUCAGUGGGGGGUUAUGAUACGAACUGGCAUUCGGGAAACAAUCUGUUACUCGAAACUGAAGCCCUUCGACAUUUUGCAGUAUUUUUCAUGAGUAAACACCGUUGGAACUUGUGUCAUGCUAUUGGAGUUCGCUGUAGAGGUUUGUACUUCUUAUCUCCAUCUCUCACUAGUACUUCUUUACCACUAAGGGUCUCAAGCACUUUUCCCGAAUUUCUGGGGAUAUCUAGUUCAAUUGCUUUUGAAAGAGAGGGAAUUAUUUUAAGUUUGCAAUGGAGCUUGCUGUACCAACCAACAAAAAGUGCUAGCUGGACAAAUCUUUGGAUCAGUAUUCUUGUUCAUGGGGUUCUCUACACAGAUGACGACAUGGAGAUUAAUAUUCCUGCCUCAGCAACCACGACUGAUACUUCAAGCGGUGUUUUUAUUCGUGCUUACCAAGCUGUGCGUGGUGAAGAUAGUGUGUGCCCUGGAGAGUUAACUUUACAGAUUGAUUUGGAGGGAGGACCUGCGAUUUUAUAUGAUCAUUGCAUCUCUUAGGGAAAUGGUCAGAUGACUAUGGCAUCUCAGCAUUGUUACCCAGCAAUGGCAAAAAGGCAUGCGGAAAUGUCAGUGGGUGUGAUGAGUAUCCAGGAUGGUAUUUUCGAGCAGCUAAAGUUGAUACAUGUGCCUGAUAUUGAUCCUUGUAAAGGUCUGACAUGGGUACUCGGUAGCAUAGUGGCGGCUAGUCUUCUUGGCAUGUUAGCGAGUAGUACAUGAUACGGAGGCAUCACUACAUUCUGACGCCUAUGAGUAUUCCAUCUUCAAGUUACAGGCAUAUAACAAGGUGGUUAAAGACAACCAGUUCAGACAUAAUCCCAUCCUUGAGGACAAGGAUGUUUUUCGAGGGAUCCGUAAUGUCAUGUACCUGACUAUUGAGAGAAGGGUGUCCCUUAUCAGAUUCAGUGUCAGUGUUUAAUAUUAGCCUUACUAGUAGUAAUUAGCUUAUUGAUGGGUGUGUUUAUCAUUUGUAAUUAGUGGUUUAGAUGUAACCAGCUGGGGGUCUACUAGCCGUAGAUUCUAGGUCAGUCUGAGUAAGGCUUAUAAGCUGGUAAGUCUGUAAUGAAAUGUUUUUAUCAAAUUAUUAAUCUAAGAAUCGUUUAUUCAA
Messenger RNA from Papaver somniferum (opium poppy), 2916 nucleotides. RefSeq lists its product as uncharacterized. Bases 132 to 1361 code for a protein of 409 amino acids. The transcript is spliced from 2 exons. NCBI's taxonomy places the organism in Eukaryota, Viridiplantae, Streptophyta, Magnoliopsida, Ranunculales, Papaveraceae. The record is from RefSeq and is a predicted model, not a curated record.